AAAUGUGAUGAAACUGGGUUUACUUCUAGGUGAAGUCGAGUUUUUUUUUAAAGUUUUUUUAAAGCAUUUAAAAACAGUAUUUGACUAGAAGGAAGAACCAGUGGGAAGCAGAAGAGAAAGACCCAGAUCUGAAACUUCUCCUUUUUUUGUUCAUCUGUGUUGAGUGUUUUUUGUUUUUUGGUUUUUUUUGGGGUCAUUUUUAUCUGGGGGAGAGAUGAAAGAGUAGAAUUGUAUUCAUAGAUAUCCAUGCACAAUAGACUUAGAAAUUUCAGAAAGGAAAACCCAAGUCUCGUUCAAACUGAAGCUCAACAUCAUUAUAUGAUCUGACCUUUUAUCCAAAAUGCCGCACCCUUUUUUCCAUAAGCUUAUUCUCCCCACCACCCUUCAAGAAAAGAAACUGAGGAUCCCUGAUAACUUUGUUAAGAAAUUCAGGGAUGAACUUUCUGUUGCUGCUGCUCUCACUGUUCCUGACGGUCAUGUUUGGCGUGUAGGAAUAAAGAAAGCCGACGACAAGGUUUGGUUUCAGGAAGGUUGGCUGGAGUUUCUAGUGCGUUACUAUAUCUGUGUUGGCUACGUUUUGGUUUUCAGAUACGAGGGAAAUUCUGCUUUCAGUGUUAGUAUAUUUAAUUUGUACAACUCAGAAAUAAACUAUCACACUAACGCCCUUGUUGGUGCUCAAUACAAUCACGGAAAACAAUAUCCAUUUGAGCAACUUGAAGAUGAUGAAUGCAUAUCUCCAGCACUGCAGAAUUUGUUUGGUGGGUCUAAACUUAACAACUGCAUAAACUGGGGUGGUGGCGUUAACCUUCAAACUUCAAAGGGUGUGAAUAAUCAAGUUAUACGAGGUGCAAUGCCAUCAGAACCAAAAAAGCGUGGGAGGAAGCGGAAAGUUGAUCCUAACAUACAGGAGUCAUCCGCUGGACAUGUAGAUGAUGCUGAUAUGCGCAUUAAAUGUUACGAAAGUGCUUCAGCCCGGAAGAGAACUGUGACAGCUGAAGAAAGAGAGAGAGCAAUUAAUGCAGCCAAAGCAUUUGAGCCUGCUAACCCUUUCUGCAGGGUCGUCUUGCGACCAUCAUAUUUAUACAGGGGGUGUAUUAUGUACUUACCAUCCUGCUUUGCUGAGAAACAUCUAAGUGGGGUUUCCGGAUCCAUUAAACUUCAGCUUCCUGAUGGGAGGCAGUGGUCAGUACGAUGUCUUUAUAAAGGAGGCAAGGCUAAGUUCAGCCGGGGAUGGUACGAAUUCACGCUGGAGAAUAAUUUGGGAGAAGGGGAUGUGUGCAUCUUUGAACUGCUGAGGGAGAAGGAAUUCGUGCUAAAAGUUACUGUAUUUCGUGUAAUGGAAAGUGCUGGACUAAUGCACCGGUCUCACUUAAAUGCCAGCUGAGUUAAACCAGCUUAGAUCAUAGAGAGCUGGAAAUGUCAGAAAUGUCAAAACUCUGUUUCUUUUCUUCUCAGGGGACGGUGUAACCGACCUGGUACCAUAAGUCAUUAGCUGCUGUGUGUUGUUUUGAUGUCCAUCAGCUUUAUCGGGACAUUUGGCUGAUUAAGAUAGUGGAUACAAAAGUUUUCUGGCUUGACUAGAUUUGUAAAUAAAUUUCUCCGAUGAAGUCGACUUUUAGUCGGGUUUGAAAAUGGCCCUUAGACUUGGUUUUUGUGGUCUUGCUUGAUUGGUUUGAAGUCGAAAUUUCCUUUCACU
Messenger RNA from Hibiscus syriacus, 1696 nucleotides. RefSeq names its product B3 domain-containing transcription factor VRN1-like. The coding region runs from base 341 to 1384 and encodes 347 amino acids. Gene Ontology annotation, molecular function: DNA binding. The record is from RefSeq and is a predicted model, not a curated record. NCBI's taxonomy places the organism in Eukaryota, Viridiplantae, Streptophyta, Magnoliopsida, Malvales, Malvaceae. The transcript has 5 exons.